This is a messenger RNA of Blepharisma stoltei, 1694 nucleotides long. NCBI's taxonomy places the organism in Eukaryota, Ciliophora, Heterotrichea, Heterotrichida, Blepharismidae. The record is from the annotation of a GenBank genome assembly.
AUGAUUCUAACCUAUGAUUCCAUAGUCAGGUACGACUUAAUAAGCAAAAAAAGUGUCAAAAUCCCGCGAAAUGGGUGUGACAUUGGCUAUUUUAAAACACGCACUAUCAGCCCUGAUAAAGCAUAUUGUGCAACUGGUGGGACUUCCCACAAAGUGUUCCUAUGGGAUAUUAAAACCAUGAAAAAGGUCAGGGAAUUCAAAGGAAGCGAAAGUUAUAUUAGCGAAAUUAUUUUAUUGCCGUCUUCCAAUGUGAUUGCUGCUGGAAACUACACUGGGUCUGUUUAUUUUUGGGACAUUUCUACUGGUGAAUUUGCAAUCUCACCUCUUAAAGGAGAAAAAGACCAAGAAGUAAUAAGUUUAAGCACUUUUCAAAAUGAAGAAAAUGUGGUGAUUGGAAGUGAAUCGGGCUCAAUAUUCGUAUAUAAUUGGAAAACAAGAGGAUUACUAGCGAGAUUUAAGGCUGGAGGAAGAAUUAAUAAAAUUCACAUAUUAAAAGAUCAGAAAAAUAUGAUUGUUGCCACUAAAGAAGGCAAAAUCACUUUUUGGUGCCUUAUUACAUACAAUCAGCUGUUUCAUUAUGACAUUAAGCAGGAGAUAGAAUAUUUUCAACUAACAGCUGAUGAAAAAUACUUAGCCUAUAUGAUAAUGAAAAAUAUGAUAAAGAAAAAGGAAGAAAAAGAAAAAGAUGAAAAAACGAAGUGUGAUGCUGAUAAUUUGUUUAUUAUGAAAAAUCCACUUGCAAAUGACGUUGUAGCAGUUGCCGAGCCUUACAGCGAGUUUUCUUAUAUAGAAUAUGUGAUGGACCUCAUAAAUAAUAAGGGAAAGCAGUAUAAACCAGAGAACGAUCAAUGGAUUAUAAUGCCAUAUAGAAUCAAUACUCUUCAUCUUUAUUCUUACUUCAACCAUCCAAAUCUGCUCAAAUUAGCUCUUGAUGGUGGAGGCUCACUAUUCAAUACCAAUUUCGGUGAAAAUGCUCUAUCUUUUGCUAUUAAAAAGCAGUUUUCAGGCUGUGUGAGUGUCGUAGUAUCCUCUUUUGGAAAAAUUUUAAAAGGAAAUUCUAAUGCCCUUAAUUUCAUAUCCAACGAUUGCAUUAUUGGGCUUAAUAAGCUUGGCUAUCCUUUUUUAACCAAGUUUUAUAAAAUAAUCUAUACUCCUUAUACAGGAAAAUUCGUUAAGUUUGUUGACGAAUCAUUGCAAACCCCUAUUUAUUAUCGCUCAAAAGAAAUUUAUCCAAUAGAAUCAAAUUUCGGGCUGGGAGAGGAGAAAAAAACUCAAGGCAAGCCUGUGACAUGCAUGCUAACUUCUUUGCCGCUUCCAUUAACUAAUGGUUCUGAAGAGAGCACUAAGUUCUUGGACAGUCUUGAAGGGUGUCCGAAUUCCGCUAUUUUUACGACUAAAUUUAUACAAGAUAUAUUAGAUCAUAAGUGGGAAAACCUUAAAUGGGCUAUGUACUGGCAAGUUAUCAUAUAUACCAUCUAUAUGGUUUUGUUGUCGGUUUAUCUGCUAUAUUUUAUAGGAGAACAGUUGCCUUUGAUAAUUAUUUUUAUUUUCAGCAUGCUGCUGUCUGCCUAUGAAGUAUUUCAGUUUGCCACAUCACCUUCCGAGUAUAUAGAGGAUAUCUGGAAUUAUAUAGAUGCGAUUAGAACUAUAUUGACAACAGUCUACACAUGCCUUAAUUGGGCAGAGAAGGCAAA